AUGGAAAGCAUCACUGUUGCAGUUAGAUUUCGUCCACUUUCUAACGCAGAAUUCGUGCAGCAAGAAGAAAUAAUUCGCUCCAAUCAAGAAAAAUUCAAGGCAAAUUUUUCAUCAGAAUUUUGAAAAAUUUUCCAAGAAGAAAACACAAUUUUGAAUACAAAAACGAGGCAAAGUUUCACAUAUGAUAAAGUUUUUUCUGAGUAUUCUUCAAAUGAAGAGGUUUUUGAGUCUAUAGCAAAGCCUUUUGUUUUAAACGCUUUAAAUGGUAUCAAUACAACAAUUUUUGCCUAUGGUCAAACCUCUUCAGGAAAAACCUACACAAUCCGAGGUAACCCUGAAAAUCCUGGCAUUAUCCCUCUCUCAAUCAGAGAAAUUUUUUCAGCAAUCCAAAACCAGCCUGAGCGCGAAUUUUUAUUGCGCGUUUCCUAUCUUGAAGUCUACAAUGAACAAGUAAACGACCUUUUAGACCCUACGAAAGCCAAUCUUGACAUCCGAGAAAGGCUUGAUAAAGGUGUUUAUGUCGACAAGCUGACUGAAUACACUAUUUCUAAUGAAUUUCAAGCUUUAAACCUCCUCACUACUGGUGAAGCCAACCGAAAAAUUGGGGAAACCUCUAUGAAUUCUCAAAGUUCCCGCUCCCACACCGUUUUUCGGAUCUAUAUAGAGUCUUCCUGCAGCUCUGACGAGUCAAAAAUCCUUUCUUCUCAGCUAAAUCUUGUAGAUCUCGCUGGAAGUGAAGGCGUCCAACAAACCAAAGCAGAAAACCCCUUACUCCCCCCCCCCCCUCCGUGAGCGAACAAAAAAAUUUUGUUCACUCACGGAGGGGGGUUAAUUUUUUUUUUUAAAAACAAUUUAUAUAUAAAUUUUAUAAAAAAUAUUUUUUUUUCGAAAUUUAAAAAAAAAUCCUAAUUUGCAAAAAUUGGGAAGCAAAUACUAAUUUAAUUUGCAAAAUUUAUGUUUUAAAACGCAAUUUGUUUAAAAUUAAACAGAAUUAGCUCUAGAUUUCAUUAUACUAAUUAUCACUUAUAUAGCAAAAUUUUUUUCUAUUAAAAUUUUUUCUAUUAAAAAUAUUUUUGUUCACUCACGGAGGGUGGGUUUUUGGUCAAAAAAUGGCGAUUUUUCUAAUGGUUUUGUUCGCUCACGGAGGGGGGGGGGAGUUAGGCUCCGAGAAGGCUCCAAUAUAAACAAAAGCUUGCUAUCUCUUUCAACUGUUAUACAAAAGCUCUCAGAAGGCGCUGCUAAAGGGAUUAACCCUUUUGUAAACUACAGGGAUUCUAAAAUGACAAGACUUCUGCAGCCUGCACUAUCAGGGAAUUCAAAAACUUCAAUAAUCUGCAAUGUGACGCCUGCAAUUGCGUAUUUCCAAGAAUCAAUAAAUACGUUACAGUUUGGGGCCAAAGCGAAAAGAAUAAAAACUAAUGCAAAAGUCAAUGAAGUGGUCAGCUCAGAAAGUCAGCUGAAAAAUAUGCAGGACGAGAUGAAAAAGCUGCAAUGCAGAAUAGAAGAGUUGCAAGACUCAUUAAAUGACAAAAACCAUGAACUGACGAGGCUGAAAAUAGAAAAUAAUGAAAAAGAUACAUAUCACUCAGCAAUUUUAGAAAAGGUCGAAAAUGAUAACGAAAAUCUAAAAAAAGCGCUAAUUCAAAAAGAAGACCAGCUCAGAGAAAUCCAAAAUAGGAUUGUACAUUCAGAAAGGCCAAGCCCUGCAAGCUUUAAUACUCCAGCUUCUAACGAAGAAAGAAGAAGCAGAAUCCAAUCAAGCUUGUUUAUGAGCCGAAAAACGAAAAAUCAAACAAUUGAAGACAAAGAAUACAUAGCGACCUUAGAGACCAUGCUUAUAGAAAGAGACGAAAAUAUAGCAAGUUUAAGAAAAGAUAUAGAAAAAAUAAAAAAUGACUAUGAAGAAAAAUACCAAAUUAUCAUAAUGGAAGGCGAGCUUUUAAAUGAACAAAUCCAAAAUCAUGUAGAAAAUACUAUCGAUGUCCAGCAGUAUAUAGACUCAAUAAAUUCUUUGGAAAAUGAAAAAGAAAUGCUAAUGUUUCAAAUUGAAGAAAUGAAAAUUCUGAAAAAUAAAGAAAUUGAAGAAAAAGUGGCUGAAAAUAAUAGACUGAGGGAAAAUAUAGGGUUUUUGAAUGCAAAGAUUGAUGAGUUUAUAAGGAGGGAUGAUGUGCUGAUGCUAAGCAAGCUGGAAAGAGACUAUCAGGAGCUGCUUCAAAUUUUGAAUAUGAAAGAAGUAGAAAAAACUGAAAGGCAAACUCAGAUUGAAAUCCUUAAUGAAAGAAAUAAAGUUUUGCUAGAUAAAUUUGAGGAACAAGCUAGAAUUGUGAGAGAGCAAGAAAUCCAGAUAAGCGAGCUAGAAAAACAAAUAGAAGGAACCUUUGGAAUGGAAGCUAAAGUCAAGGAAUAUGAAGAAGUUUGUUUAGCUGCUGUAUCUUCAUAUGAAAAUUUAGAAAAAGUCAAUAAAAAUCUAACUGAGGAGCACGCUAACUCCCCCCUGCGUGAGCGAACAAAACCGUUAGAAAAUCCCCUAUUUUUGCCCAAAAACCCACUGUCUGUGAGCGAACAAAAAUUUUUAUGAAAAAAAAAUUGAUAUAUAAAUGAUAAUUAUUAUAACGAAAUCUUUAGCUAAUUCUAAACAGUUUGCAUUUUAAAACAUAAAUUUACAAAUUAAAUUAAUUUUUUUUCUUCUCAAAUUUUACAAAUUGGAAUUUUUUUAAAUUUCGAAAAAAAAAUUUUAUUAAAAUUUAUACAAAAAAUAACCCCCUCUGUGAGUGAACAAGAUUUUUUUGUUCGCUCACGGAGGGGGAGUAAGGAUUUAGAGAAAUUAGAAAGUGAGCUGAAAUUUCUGUAUGAGUACAUUGAAAGCAAAGAUAAGCCAUUAAAUGAGACAGUCAGAACUUUGGAGUCUCAGCUGAAAUUUGAAGCAGAUAAAAAUGAAAUUUUGUGUGGCGAAAUUAAUGAGUACCAAGGAAUAAUUUUUGAAGAAAAAAAGAAUAAUGAAGAAAAUUGUAAAAAGUUAGAAAAAAUGCUAGAGGAGAUGAAAAUAAUGAAAGAAAAAAGUGAUGAGGAUAGAGAAAAGCUCAAAAAUUAUGAAAAUAUUGAAAAUGCGAUAAGGGAAUAUAAAGGGAUUAUAGAAGGUUUUGAAAAAGAAAAAGAAGAAUUAAAUAAAAAAGUAUUAGAAUCACAAAAUAAUUUAAAUGAGCAAUUGAACUUUAUAGGAGAGAUCACUAGUCUUUUAGAAUCCACUCAGCUAGAAAAUGAUGCACUUCUUUCCAAAAACUCUGAGCUAAGCUCCAUUUCCACCAAUUUCCAAUCAAAAAUAGCUGAGCUAUCAACCUUAUUAUCAUUAUCGCAAGCAGAAAGCCAGUCUUUAAUGAAAAAAUCCUCUGACCUAGAAAUCUCAUACAACUCUUCUCUAUCAAAACUUGAAGAAUUUUCAGUUCUAAUAAAAUCUCUCCAAUCAGACAGCCAAUCUCUUAUUGACCAAAAAUCAGAACUUGAAGCUUUAUACAAUGCUUCUCAAUCAAAACUUGACGAGCUUUCCAAUUAUCUACAAGAGAAUACAAAUGAAAAAGAAAAACUUGAGCAUGAGAUGAAUGAAUUUAAAGCCAGGAUGGCAGAUUAUGAAGCUUUAUAUACAACUGCUCAGUCAAGACUUGAUGAAUUGUCUGAUUUUUUGCAAGAAAACUCUAAUGAAAAAGACAGUUUGGACACUGAAUUGUCAAGCUUAAAAACAAAAAAUGAAGAACUUAUACAGAAGCUGGAAUACUGUGAAACAGAGUUAAAUGAAGUAAAAUUGGCUUAUGAACAGACAAAUGAAGAAAACUCAAACUUGGUGUCAAAAAUAGAAGAAUUAGAAAAAAAUAAUAUAAAUAAAGACCAUGAUAAAUUGCAGGCAACGCUAGACAAAUAUUUGCAAGAAAAUUCAUCAUUGAACCAAGCAUUGAUACAGAAGGAUAUAGAAUACUCAAAGCUCAAAGAAGAAUUUUAUCAGAAUCAGCAGGCAGCUAUUAAUAGAAGUAAUGAGAAAAAUAAAGAAAGGAUUUUUGAGCUUAAAGACCAGGUAGAGCAAUGGAAAGAAAAAGUACAAGAGCACGAAAAGGCCUUAAAAGACAUAAAAGAUGACAAAAAGAAGCUCCAAGACACCCUUGAGCAGCUAGAAAAAGAAAACUCUGAUUUAUCAAAUUUGCUUUCAAAAAAAGAAAAAAUAAUCUCUAAAAGUGAAGAAGAAAUCACAAACUUAAAGAGGAGGAAUUCUUAUAAAAGACUCCAAAGUGACUUGAUUGAUGAAAACAUGGUAAAGUCAAUCUUUGAGUCUGAAAGGCAUGAUCUUCACAAGAAAAUCCAAGACGCUGAAUUCAAGCAAAAAUGCUCAGAAGAGGACUUACUCUGCUCAUCAGCAAAAUUAUUAAAAAAAAUGCCUCAAUUUUUUUUUAAAAAAAAUCCGAUACUAAAGUAUAUAAAACCAUGCUAAUAAUCAAAGGAAAUGCUAACAAAAUUCAAGAAAAGCUAUGAAAGCAUCAAAAUUGACAACGAAAUGCUUCUCCAAGGCAGCCGAAACCUCACCAAGCAAAAGCGAGAACUAGAAAAAUCCUUACGUCUCCUCGAAGACGAAAACUCCGACCUCAAAUCAGAGCUGCAAAAGUUCAAAAAACUCCAAGAAAUGUCCCCAAUUGACAUCAUGCCUCGCAAGCGUGGUGAAAAGAAAAAAGGCUUCCUCCCGAGCGAGCUAAAAAACAGCCGAAAGGACCGAAAAGAGCUGAAGCAGCGUGAUUCUGAUUACUCACAAAAUUGUGAAACUCAAUAA
Messenger RNA from Blepharisma stoltei, 4807 nucleotides. Lineage: Eukaryota; Ciliophora; Heterotrichea; Heterotrichida; Blepharismidae. The record is from the annotation of a GenBank genome assembly.